GUGCUGCUCGGUGAUGGGUAAGGGGACACCGGGACCCCCGCCUCAGAUCCUCCCGGUAUAAAACCGAGCAGAGACUGUUUACUGGGCAGACUCUCCUAAACCACAGACUGAGACCCGGGUCCUUUACUUACACCAGACCGACCAGAUUCAUUAUUUAAGAACCAGAACCAGAGCCCCAUCAUGGUCCUGUCCCAGGGGAACAAGCUGAAGGUGUUCCGGGUCCAGUUCUCGGACCCGGCUCGCUCCUUCUACAGCAGCGGGGAGAAGAUGUCCGGGUCCGUGCAGCUGGAGACGGAUCAGACCUGCAGGGUCUCCCACCUCACAGUCACCGCGGCCGGCUGCGCCCGCGUGGACCACCGCGGGGGGAAGACCCGCAAGAACCGGAGCCAGGAGGUGGAGUACCUGAAGUACGAGGAGGAGCUGAGACUGGAGGAGGAGCUGAGCAGAGACUCAGACGGCUACUUCCUGCUGCAGGCGGGGAAAACCUACAACUUCCUGUUUGGCUUCGAGCUGCCGCCUGCAGGGCGUCUCGUUUCGUCAUACCGAGGAAAGUUCGGCUACGUUCGUUACUACGUGAAGGCCGUUCUGGAAAGACCUUCCCACAAUGCUUUGCAGUGUGAGCGCGAGUUUGAGGUGGAGGAGCCGCUAGACAUCAACAUACCUGACCUGCUGGCUCCUGCGGCGGCGGCGGCUCAGAAGAAGGUCACAUGUAUGUUCAUCCCUGACGGUCAGGUGUCGCUCAGCGCUAAGAUCGACAGGAAGGGUUUCUGCGAGGGCGAGGACAUCAGCAUCAACGCCAAGUUUGAGAACACGUGUUCACGCAUCGUCGUGCCCAAAGCCGCCAUCAUCGCCAAACACUCGUACAUGGUGGACGGACACACUAAGGAGCUGUGUCAGAAGCUGUGCGCGGUGCGGGGGAACCACAUCAUCUCUGGGAUGUGUGACAUGUGGCAGAGUAAGACCAUCAGAGUCCCCAAACUGAAGCCCACGCUGCGGGGCUGUGACAUCAUCAGGGUGGACUACGCCCUCAGGAUCUACCUGCACGUCCCAGGCAGCGAGAAGCUGGUGGUGGAGCUGCCGCUGGUCGUGGGCACGGUGCCGUUCAGCGGCGUGGGCAGCAGGACCAGCAGUAUGAGCAGCCAGGCCGGGUCCCUGAGCAGCUCGACCUCCUUCCCCACCGCGCCCCCCAGCUACAGCAACAUCCACCGAGACCUGAGGGCGGACGGCCCGCUGACCCCCCUGCUCCACGACUACGACGGAGGGGACGACGACGAGGAAGAGGCGGGGCUGUUCAUGAGGGCGCCAGAACUGCUGUACCCCCCUCCCCCAGCCUACACCGAGGUGGAUCAGGACCGUGAGAACCCUCCUCAGGUCCAGGUCUUCUGAGGUCUUCCUCUUGUGGGGACAGCUCCCGUUGCUGACUCAGCAUGUUUUGAUUCUGUAGGUUUGUAAAUAUGAUGUAAAAAAGGUUUCUAUUUUUAUACUGGAAUAAUAAAUCACUUUAACUUCA
Molecule: messenger RNA, 1510 nt
Organism: Notolabrus celidotus (New Zealand spotty)
Lineage: Eukaryota; Metazoa; Chordata; Actinopteri; Labriformes; Labridae
Product: thioredoxin-interacting protein-like
Exons: 7
Coding region: 181-1386 (401 amino acids)
Biological process (GO): protein transport
Cellular component (GO): cytoplasm
Molecular function (GO): ubiquitin protein ligase binding
Source: RefSeq, a predicted model, not a curated record